AUGAACUCUUCUUGUUCCUUCCAUCUCUUCAUCUUCGCCGCCGUUAUCUUUGUUUGUUGUUUAAAUCCCACCGAAGCUGCCACGUGUCAUCCUGAUGAUGAGGCGGGUCUUUUAGCUUUUAAAUCGGGUAUAACCGAAGACCCUUUGGGUAUGUUGAGCUCCUGGAAGAAAGGUACUGAUUGCUGCUCCAGCUGGUCCCAUGUCAUCUGUCAACUAAGCGACCGUGUCACCUUACUCUAUUUGGAUGGAUAG
Molecule: messenger RNA, 252 nt
Organism: Thlaspi arvense
Lineage: Eukaryota; Viridiplantae; Streptophyta; Magnoliopsida; Brassicales; Brassicaceae
Source: the annotation of a GenBank genome assembly